Molecule: messenger RNA, 726 nt
Organism: Acytostelium subglobosum LB1
Lineage: Eukaryota; Evosea; Eumycetozoa; Acytosteliales; Acytosteliaceae
Exons: 3
Coding region: 1-726 (241 amino acids)
Source: RefSeq, a predicted model, not a curated record
AUGUUCUGGAGACCAGAGAGAUGCGAAAUACCAGGAUGUAAAGGCACCACCUUGUCAUAUUGUGGUGCAUGUAAAUGUGUAAAGUAUUGCUCUAAAGAACAUCAGGUUGCAGGAUGGCCUGAACAUAAACGCGAUUGCGAACAGCUGAGGAAGCAUGGUAUUUGGGCAAAGUUCACGAGACAGGAGGAUCAAAUGGCUGUCAAUCCACUUGGCGACUUGGUACUCAAGAAUGCUGUGAAGAAGUGUGGACUGUGUAAUAGAGAGCCAGGACCAGAUCGUCCACUAAAGAAGACACCAUGUUGCAAGAACUGGGUCUGUGACAAUGAGCACCAAUAUGUAAUGAUGUCCAACUCUCGGCAGUUCUGUGCACGAUCACACAACCGCUAUACCUCAUGUGGAUGUCCCGAGGCCACUGGACACAAGCAUGACAACAAGAAGAAUGAUUGGAGAGCAUGCAAGGAAUGUAGAUCAGGUGGACAGGAUAACUGGUAUAACUGUAAUGGAUAUAACUUCUCGCCAAUGUUUGAUGCUCCCUAUGGAAGGAUGUCAAAGGAUUGCGUGGACUGUGGCGCAGCAUUCUUCCCAGCUUACGAGACAUACAGCACAAAAGAUAUUAUUGGACAGAGGCGAUACGUAUGCGAGAAAUGCACGUGUAUCAAGUCGGGAAUGGAUCCAAACAACAUCCCUGCUAGCAUUAAGAAUACAAAGCUUAACUUCUUCAACUGA